AUGGAACAUGCUCAGGGACAUGAAGCAUCUCUUGAGCAAACCCAGAGGUAUUGUGUGGAGAGACCAAUAUAUAACGAGGAGCUCUUGCAAAGCCAGCUGCACAAACGAGAAAGAACACCUCAGGCUUUAAGGCAGAAGAUUGCACAUUCUUGUCGUUGUUCUUCUAAGAAAGCCAAGUCUCAUCUUUACAGUUGCUUACCAAUUUUAAAAUGGCUUCCUCGUUACCCAGUGAAGGAAUACUUAUUAGGAGACAUUAUCUCAGGUAUAAGCACUGGGGUUAUGCAGCUUCCUCAAGGUUUAGCAUAUGCUUUGCUGGCAGCUGUUCCACCAGUAUUUGGCUUAUAUUCUUCAUUUUAUCCUGUCUUUUUAUAUACUUUUUUUGGAACCUCCAAGCACAUAUCAAUAGGCACCUUUGCUGUGAUUAGUAUGAUGGUUGGUGGCGUUGCUGUGAGACAAGUGCCCGAUGAAAUUAUAUCUGUAGGCUAUAAUUCUACUAAUGUUACAGAUUCCCUUGAAUAUUUUGAUGCUAGGGAUACCAAGAGGGUACAGGUAGCUGUGACUCUCGCCUUUCUUUCAGGAAUUAUCCAGUUGUGUUUAGGUCUCCUUCGAUUUGGAUUUGUAGCCAUCUAUCUAACGGAGCCUCUGGUGCGAGGUUUUACUACAGCUGCUGCGGUUCAUGUCUUUACUUCUCAGUUAAAGUAUCUCCUUGGCAUUAAGACUAACCGAUACAGUGGACCCCUCUCAGUUGUAUAUAGCAUAGCUGCUGUGCUUUCAAAAAUAACAACGACCAAUAUUGCUUCAUUGAUUGUUGGAUUAACGUGCAUUGUCCUAUUGUUGAUUGGCAAGGAAAUCAAUCUCCGGUUUAAGAAGAAGCUCCCAGUCCCUAUUCCUAUGGAGAUCAUUGUGGUAAUUAUUGGCACAGGAGUUUCAGCUGGAAUGAAUCUGAGUGAGUCAUACAGAGUGGAUGUUGUUGGGAAUAUUCCUCAAGGGUUACGUGCACCAGCAGUUCCUGAUAUUCAGCUCAUCCCAGCAAUAUUUGUGGAUGCAAUAGCAAUAGCAAUAGUUGGAUUUUCAAUGGCUGUAUCAAUGGCUAAGAUCUUUGCCCUUAAACAUGGUUACACUAUCGAUGGGAAUCAGGAACUUAUUGCCUUGGGAAUAUGCAAUUUUGUGGGAUCAUUUUUCCAAAGUUUUUCAAUCACUUGCUCAAUGUCUCGGAGUCUUGUUCAGGAAAGCACCGGUGGGAAAACUCAGAUUGCAGGUACUCUCUCUUCAAUUAUGGUACUGUUGGUAAUUGUGGCUAUUGGAUACCUCUUUGAACCGCUUCCACAGACAGUGUUAGCUGCAAUUGUCAUGGUGAACCUGAAAGGAAUGUUUAAACAGUUCGGAGAUGUCGCACACUUCUGGAGAACCAGUAAGAUUGAGCUGGCCAUCUGGCUGGUAGCUUUUGUGGCUUCUCUUUUCCUGGGACUAGACUAUGGUUUGCUUACUGCGGUAGCAUUUGCAAUGAUAACCGUUAUUUACAGAACACAAAGCCCUCAAUACAGAAUCCUUGGUCAGAUUCCUGGCACUGACAUCUACUGUGAUGUGGAAGAGUACGAAGAGGUUAAAGAAUAUCCUGGAAUAAAAAUAUUUCAAGCUAAUGCAUCGCUUUAUUUUGCCAAUAGCGAGUCAUACACAAGUGCACUGAAGAAAAAGACUGGAGUGGACCCUUGUGCCGUAUUAGCAGCAAGGAGAAAAGCCCAGAAGAGGCACGCCAGAGAAAUAAAGAAGGCAAAUGCACCCAGAAAGAAAGCUGUAUUGAAACUGGUGAGUUCUUCGACUAAUGACGUGGAAGCAAGUGUAAAACAUGAGAUAGCAAAUGAUGAGUUGCCUGUAAAUGGAAGAUCUGCAUCUCCAGAUGUUAGCAUACAAGACGUGUCUCCUGAUGAGCAUGAACAUUUUGUGGAGCCAAAACCAAACAUCCACUCUUUAAUUCUGGAUUUCACCCCGGUGAACUUUGUGGAUUCAGUUGGAGCAAAAACAUUAAAAUCAAUUAUAAAAGAAUACAAAGAAGUUGGUGUCUGUGUCUGUAUUGCCAGCUGUAGCGGCCCUGUUAUGAGUGAGCUGACAAGACUGAAUUUUUUUGAUGAUACUGCAACAAGAGAGUUGCUGUUUCACAGUAUUCACGAUGCUGUCCUUGCUUGCCAAGUGAAAGACCGGUCUGCUUCACAGACUGACUUUGACCUCUGA
This is a messenger RNA of Charadrius vociferus (killdeer), 2229 nucleotides long. It is a transcript of the gene SLC26A5, whose product is annotated as solute carrier family 26 (anion exchanger), member 5. The transcript is spliced from 18 exons. Lineage: Eukaryota; Metazoa; Chordata; Aves; Charadriiformes; Charadriidae. Bases 1 to 2229 code for a protein of 742 amino acids. The record is from RefSeq and is a predicted model, not a curated record. Gene Ontology annotation, biological process: transmembrane transport. Gene Ontology annotation, molecular function: secondary active sulfate transmembrane transporter activity; bicarbonate transmembrane transporter activity; oxalate transmembrane transporter activity. Gene Ontology annotation, cellular component: membrane.